Diceros bicornis minor is the source of this 2980-nucleotide messenger RNA. Its product is annotated as beta-galactosidase-1-like protein 2. The transcript is spliced from 22 exons. Gene Ontology annotation, cellular component: vacuole. Gene Ontology annotation, molecular function: beta-galactosidase activity. Gene Ontology annotation, biological process: carbohydrate metabolic process. The record is from RefSeq and is a predicted model, not a curated record. Bases 1 to 2706 code for a protein of 901 amino acids. NCBI's taxonomy places the organism in Eukaryota, Metazoa, Chordata, Mammalia, Perissodactyla, Rhinocerotidae.
AUGGGGUUUGUGGGCAGUGAUGAACGAAGUGGGCCGUCGUGGGAGGGGCCGUGGUGGGUGUGGAGAGGGGAGGACCCGCCCAAGCCUGGACCCUCCGGAGGGGGCGUCCGCUACUACGUGGAGCGAGAGCUCCAGCCUCACUGUCGCGCCGGCUUCCUGACCCCGAGGUGGCCCUGCGCAGUGUCGGCCGGGAAGGGCGUCCCUCUCUACGCGCUCCAGACGGCGCCCCAAACCGUGAGCUGGCACGACUCCGGGACCCCGGGCCUGCUGCCCCUUCCGCGCUCCGCGCGCUGUUCCCGGGCUGCGGACCCGAGGGGCCUGCGGGGGAGCGCGUCUGCUACAGGAUGGGCCCCCCGGGGUGGUGGUGGGGACUACCGGGGAGGGGGCGGGUCUGCCGGGCGGAGCGCCGGGCGGCUCGGCCUCUUCUACCCCGCCGAGGGCCGCUGCGGGAGCGGGAUCCCCAGCCUGCUGCGGAGUCGCCGGGCGCAGGGUAGGUGGGCGCCGGCCUGGGCGCCCCGCGGAGCCCGGACACCCGCACGACGGCCCCGGGACCUCUCAGCACCUCCCGCACUGGGGGCUCCGUCCCAGCGCUGGGCCCACUCCACAGGCGAGCGCACCGUCCGCGUAGACGGCCCCCUCGGGUUUUCUGUGAAGUCGCCUCAUGUUCUGGACUUUUUUUCUCUGGGCCCUUCGUUCAGGUUCCCUGAGGUUCUGCCUUGUCCAUUUGGUCAUCUCCCGGAAAGUUCUGAGCGUCCUCUGAGCUCACUCAUCUCCCCGGACUCUUCCAGCCCACACAUGCAGACCUUCCUGGUGAGACUUGUGGGCCUCCUGGGCAUGUCUUCAGGGUUAUUGGUAAUGGCUCAACUUGGAAGAGACCUCUCACCCAGGAUAAAUCAAACUUUCCUGACUCCCUCCUACAUGAGGAACCGCCAUGUGGGUCUAAAAGUUGAGGGCUCAAACUUCACACUAGGUGGCUUUCCUUUCCUGAUCGUCGCAGGUACUAUCCACUAUUUCCGUGUGCCCAGGGAGUACUGGAGGGACAGCCUCUUGAAGCUGAAGGCGUGUGGCUUCAACACUGUCACCACGCAUGUUCCCUGGAACCUUCAUGAGCCAAAAAGAAGCCAAUUUUAUUUUACUGGAAACCUGGAUUUGAAGGCUUUUCUAUUCAUGGCUUCAGAGGUGGGGCUGUGGGUCAUUCUGUGUCCAGGCCCCUACAUCGGUAGUGACUUAGACCUUGGAGGCUUACCCAGCUGGUUACUCCAGGAUCCAAAAAUGAAGCUGAGAACAACUUACAAGGGCUUCACUGAAGCAGUGAAUCACUAUUUUGAUGUGCUCGUUCCCAGGAUAGUACCACUGCAGUACAAAAAGGGAGGCCCCGUCAUUGCUGUGCAGGUCGAGAAUGAGUAUGGUUCAUAUCAUCUGGAUAAAAGAUACAUGUCAUAUAUUAAGAAGGUGCUGGUGACAAGAGGGGUGGAGGUGCUGCUCAUGACUGCUGAUGAUGGACAAGAACUGAUAAGAGGCCACCUGAAGAAGGUGAUUGCCACUGUCCACAUGAAGAAUAUAAAGAAAGAAACUUAUCAAAAGCUCUCUUCAGUUCAAGGUCAUAGCCCCAUACUGAUGAUGGUAUAUACAGCAAACUCUUUGGACGGAUGGGGCACUGCCUGCCAUACUCUGGAUUCACAUGUGUUAAUGAAAAACGUGCGUGAAAUGUUCAACUUGAGGUUCUCCCUCAACUUCUAUAUGUUCCAUGGUGGCACCAACUUUGGCUUCAUGGGUGGAGCUGCAUCUUUAGAUAAUUAUCUCCCUAUGGUCACCAGCUAUGACUAUGGGGCACUGCUGACAGAGGAUGGAGAAUAUACACCUGAGUAUAUUUCAUUUCAAGAGUUUUUUAGCUCUGUUAUAGAGGUUCCCAAGCCCUACCAACCAGAGUCUAGACCUAAGGCUGUAUAUAAGUCAGUGAUAGCAGCAUACUACAUAUCACUGUGGGACAUCCUGCCCUACCUGGAUGAGCCCAUCAGGUCUGCCAAGCCCAUCUGCAUGGAGAAGCUGUCUGUGAACCAAGGGAGUGGUCAGUCCUAUGGGUACAUACUUUAUGAGACUGUCAUCACCACUGGAGGCCUCCUCACCUCAAGGGGUCAUGUUAAAGAUCGGGGUCAGGUGUUUUUGGAGGAGAAGUAUAUAGGAGUCCUGGAUCAUUCCACUAAUCAGCUGACUAUUCCCAGGAAAAAUGGCCACAAGGAUUACCUGACAUUGACGAUCCUGGUGGAGAAUCAAGGCCGGCUCGCCUAUGGGCAGGAGAUCAAUAAGGAGAGAAAAGGUUUAACUGGGGAUAUCUAUCUGAACAAUUCUCCAUUAAGAAAAUUUAAAAUCUACAGCCUGGAGAUGAACACUAAAUUCCUAGAAAGGGCCCUUCGUAACAUCUGGAAACCAGUCUUAUACCAACUUCGGGGCCCUGCCUUCUUCCUCGGCAUCCUGAGAAUUGGUAAUUACCCCAAAGACACCUUCAUAAAACUGGAGGGCUGGACAAAAGGAGUAAUAUUCAUCAAUGGACAAAACCUGGGGCGCUACUGGAAUAUAGGUCCCCAGGAGACGCUUUACCUUCCAGGACCCUGGCUUCGACCUGGGUCAAAUGAGAUCAUCGUGUUUGAGGAGUUUAAACCUGGCAUAGAGAUCCAGUUCACAAACAUGUCUCAUCUAGGAUAUUGAAUCUUGAGUGGCGUGACAUAAAGUAGGAAAUUGAUUGAGCUGAGUCAUUUCAACAGUGGGGCCGUGAGUAACCUACCAGUCCUGACACCUAGGUCUCUGGAACUACCCUGGCUUUCCCGUUUAUCCCAAGCCCUGCUUGGGGUCUGCCUUCCACUUCCUAACCCACCAGUACAUUCCUCUUUUGGCAUAAGUUAGCUAACUGGUUUCUGAUGCUUAUAACAAAAUAAACCUACUCAAUGCAUACCCUUUGUCAUAUUGCUACAAUAAAAGCUAU